Molecule: messenger RNA, 3090 nt
Organism: Adineta ricciae
Lineage: Eukaryota; Metazoa; Rotifera; Eurotatoria; Adinetida; Adinetidae
Source: the annotation of a GenBank genome assembly
AUGGACCUCUUAUCUUGUAAUAAGUCAACGGAAGUGAGAGUUAUUGAUACGAUCAGAAAGAGUGACAUAGAUCAAUGGAACUACCGUGGAUUAGAACUUGCCAAUGGUCUGCUAUGCGUGCUGGCUAGUCACGAAACUCUUGACAAAUCUGCUGCAGCUCUCAAUGUCAGCAUUGGAACCAUGGCCGAUCCAAAAGACAUUCCCGGUGUUGCUCAUUUUGUGGAACAUAUGCUGUUUAUGGGUAGUGAAAAAUAUCCAACAGAAAAUGAGUUCAGUAAGUUCAUCGAAAGUAAUGGUGGUUAUUACAAUGCUUAUACAACUGCUGCGCAAACAAACUAUCAUUUCGAUGUUAAUCCCAAAGUAUUCGCUGAGGCGCUCGACAUAUUUGCCAAUUUUUUCGUCUCGCCUUUAUUUCAUGCAUCAUCAACGGACCGUGAAAUACGUGCGAUCGAUUCUGAAUUCCGAGGCAAUUUAUUUACGGACAGUCGACGCAUCUUUCAGAUCGAAAAAUUGAUGGUAGAUCCUGAACAUCCCUACUCCAAAUUUAGCACGGGAAAUAUCGAAUCCUUACAAACAAUACCACAACAACGCGGAAUUGAUAUCCGAGAAGUUCUACUUGACUUCUAUACAAAUCAGUAUUCAGCGAACCGCAUGAGCUUAGUGGUAUUAAGUAAUCACUCGCUCGAUGAACUUCAAUCUCUUGUCGUGAAGAACUUCAAAGAUAUUGUCAAUAAACAACUACCAAUGGUCAGAUAUCCUGCUGAUCCCUUCGGUGAAAUAGGAUGCAAGACUGUUUGUUACAUAGUACCAAUUGCGGAAGAUCAUAAGAUGAAGAUAAGAUGGGUAAUUCCCGAUUUCCGGGAGCUUUACUAUUGCAGUCCCGGACCGUACCUGUCGUUUUUAAUCAGACAUAGAGGUACAGGUUCACUAUUCUCGCAUUUGAAAAAACUCGGUUUCGCCUCGUCCAUUCAAUCUCUUGGCGGGACGCACGCUGCGCCUGGUUUCAACUUUUUUACUAUGGAAUUGAAUUUAACUCGAGAAGGAUUGGAACGAUGGAGAGAAGUUGUUGUACUUGUUUAUCAGUACUUAGCUAUGAUGCGUAAGGAAGGACCACAGAAACGGAUUUUCGAAGAGCAAAAGACUAUGCGAUUGCUGAACUUUCAAUUUGCUGCAAAAGAUUCCGCUAAUACAUUUGUUACAGAUCUAGCCAGCACAAUACGAGAUUAUCCAUUGACGAAUUGUCUGUUUGGUCCUUAUGCACUCCACGAUUUUCGACCGGAUCUCAUCACUCAAUUACUCGAGCAAUAUAUAAUGCCAACAAAAAUGCAAAUAUAUCUUAUUGGGAAAGAAUUCUCAACGAUAGCAACGGAGAAAGAAAGAUGGUAUGGUAUACAGUAUAAACAAGAAUAUUUAUCCGAGGAGUUCAUUCAAAAAUGUGAAACGUGUGAAAGUAUCGAUGCUUUUCAUCUGCCGUCAUCGAACGACUUCAUACCGACUGACUUUCAGCUACAUCAUAACCAGUACGAAUGUGCAAUUGAGCCGGUUAACAAAAUAACACGUCCGCAGUUGCCAACAAAGAUAAAAGAGGAUGAAUACUGUCGACUUUUUCACGCUGAUGAUGGGUACUAUAAAUUACCGAGAGCAUGCAUGUACUUUGAUCUAUCCAAUUCUUCAGUGAAUAGCGAUCCAGCGCAUGAGAAUAUGAAUUCACUCUAUGUAGAAUUGGUGAUAGAAUCACUUUCCGAACUGACUUACCCGGCAAAAGUCACUGGUCUUUUUUACGCACUUUCCGCUUCGGAUCACGGCAUUGAAAUGUGUAUUGGUGGAUAUAAUGACAAGAUUUGUGUAUUACUGGAGACGAUCGUUGAUUGUAUGAUUAAUCUGAAAGUAGAUGAUCAACGGUUGAAAAUUCUUCGAGAACGCAGAAAAGAGAACUUGAGAAAUUUCCGUGCUGCACAACCUCAUAAAAUGGCCAAAGAGGAAAUUGAUUAUUUAACAGCACAACAUCAGUGGAGCAAUAACGAAUUAUUGAAUAACAUCGAUGACAUCAUGGCACACGACAUUGAAAUGUUCAUGCAACGAUUAUUCACUAGUUUUUACGUUGACUCACUUAUGUACGGCAACCUUACCAAAGAUCAAGCAAUUCGAUAUAUGACAAUCUUUCAAGAAAAAUUCCGAGAAAAGCGUCUCUUUCGGCCACUUUCACCCAGUCUAUGGCUCAAACCAAGACAUCUCAUAUUACCACAAGGCAGUAAUUUUGCGUAUAAAACGGACAAUGACGGCUAUCAAAUGAAUGCUGUUGUGUUCUAUCUACAAUGUUUUCAGCAAAGUUUAGAAAAUAAUGCAUUGAUCAAUCUUUUUGCUCAUAUUGCCCAUGAGCCAUGCUACAAUCAACUACGUACGAAAGAACAAUUGGGUUAUAUUGUCAGUUCCGGUGUGUACCGCAUACGUGGUGUAAGAGGUUUUCAAAUAACUGUUCAGUCAAACAAGGGUUUCGAGUAUCUCAAUCAACGAAUCGAAUUGUUUCUCGACUCAAUGCGAGAAUACAUUGAAAGAAUGUCUGAUGAAGAAUUUCUGAAACAACGUGAGGGCUAUAUCGUAAGUUCCCUCGAAAUACCUAAAAGCAUGGAAUCUCAAGCAGACACGUAUUGGAGUGAAAUCCUCUGUCACCAGUUUUGUUUCGAUAAAAUACAACUUCAGAGUGAAUUUGUCAAAAGACUCGAACGAAAAGAUAUGCUUGAGUUCUAUGAUCGUUAUAUUUCACUACGAUCUCCGUACCGUCAAAAACUGAUGGUUUUUGUUCAACCAUCACCAUUGGCAUUGGCAUCGACAAAAAGCGACACGUCUCCUCAAUCGUCAAUCAGCGAGGUGAUCAACCAUCCAACAGAACAAAUAACAAAUGUGAACGUAAGUGACUCUACGAUAGUCGAGACGGAAGCAUCAAUCACCGUCACAAGCGACAAAGAGAAAGAGUUACAAUUACCACAGAUUCAAUGGAUAGAAAAUGUUCAUGUCUGGAAAAGUCAAAUGGCUUGCUAUCCACUUGCUCAACCGUAUGGAGAUAUCAAUAUAUCUACUCUUAACAGAUGA